GCAGCUUUUUUAGACCUAAUUACUGUACCACACCUGACGUUACCUGUCAAUGGAUCAAUUGGCUACUAUGCAAGCAUCGUAAACAAAUUACAUAGACGCCUAGAGUCGCCAUGCAAGAGACUGCUGUCGUUACCUCGCGCAGGUAACAAACCACCAGUUAACCAUGCCGGAUGCUGCAUCAGGCGAGGGUUGUGCGCGCUCAGCACCGCGCAUUCGGCGCUGGCUGGCUCGCUGGUGCAACAGGUGCAUUCCAUCCUCGCUGCGCAGACACCACAAGGUGGGCGCGAUUGAGGUGCAGCAAGCGGACAACCACAUCGAGUACCUUCAGCUGAACCCUGAGAGACGCAUCAGGGUGCUGCAUCUCUGCCCGGAAGACCUGGCCGCCGAAUCCAAUGGACAGGUGGCUGAGGGCGAGACGCCAGCUGAGCUGGAGCCGCCGGUCCCCGAAAACGAACAGUACUGGUUUGUCCGAGGCUCCCACUGCUCUUACAGGCUAAUGAAAAACAAGGCUAAGGCGAAACAAAAACAGUUGGAAGCAUUUAUCAGGAGGGAUUCCGUGCGUUAUAGCUUCCAUAAAAAGGAAUCGGAGCGGAAGUUGGCUGACUCACAGGAAGCAACAGCUUCUACUCCCUCAAAUGGUAAUGAGGAAGGGAUUCUAAAAGUGGCAAGUGACCUGCUGGAUAAGGUAUUCAAAGAUGCGGUCGCGGUUGCAUCUGAAAAGCUGACCAAGUGUGGUGACAAAGAAAUUGACGAGGACGUUGUCGACGCUGCUGAGAUUAAUAUUUCGAUGGAAAAUAGUUUUGUAAAUGAGGCAUAUGUCAGUGAUGAGCCUAAAGGAAGCACUGACGCACAUAACGAACUUUCAAAGUCUGCAAAGGUGACGGAUGAUGUGAAAAUCAAAAAGGGUUCUUUCAACGAAAGCAGCUCAAACUUGAUGCCAUUAUUAAUGUUGCUGCAUGGAGCAUCAUCAAGUGCUGAUGUGUGGACGUCUCUCAUUGAUUAUUUCGCCAUUGCUGGCUACGAAGUUUGCGCCCCCGACAUGCUUGGACAUGGUUACAGUUCAGCACCUAAUUCGAAGAAGGCAUAUUCUUUUGCUUGUCUCCUGCAGGACGCCCUUCAAAUUUUUGACACCUAUGUUAGUGGAGACAAAAAAUGUGUCAUCUUAGCGCAUGGAUAUGGGUGCAGUUUUGGAGCAGCAGUAGCCAGGUACAGACCUCAAAACGUGGUUCAACUAGUGCUUAUAAGCGGAGGCGGUCCAACCCCUUUGGCACCCCCUAGUGGUAUUUACUCGUUGCCAAAAUUUUUGCUUGGCUGUGCCAAACCACUGUUGCUCUGUGGCUUUAGGAGAGAUUACUUUUACGCGGCCAGAGGAAAGAAUCUGAUUUUCUGUGAUAGUGUGGAUACUCCACCCAAGGUGCUGGAAUAUUUGAGGCAAGGCCAGCACUGGCCUCAAGGCGACUCAAGUUUCCAUAGACGAAUUUCUAUUCCGACUCUAUUGGUGCAUGGAAUGAACGACCCGUAUAUAACACUAGUUGAAGAGUGUGAAAUGGAAAGAACGAUCCCUCGCUCAUUUCUGGAAAUUAUUCCAGGAGCAUCUCACUUCGCCAUGCAAGAAGAGCCAGAUGAUUUGUGCCACAUGAUACACUGUUUUAUAACGUUGUGGGAAAAGGGUAAAGGAUUGAGCAAGUAGACAUGUUAAGAGACUCAAUAAGCUCUCAUUAGCUUUUAAAUAUUGGAGAAAAUAAAUUCACAAUAAUAAAUGACUGUGAUGCCUUUCCAAGUAUUAAGAGACAAUGUUGACGUUUCUGAAAAGCUGAACUGCUGCAAGUAUCUUAUAUUGCAUGUUAAUUAUGGGAAAUUUUAAUGCAAGAAUGACAUUAUACCUCUUAAUCUCUUUAUAAUAGAACUACAAAAUAAAUUAUUUUUUCCGAACAGUAAAA
Molecule: messenger RNA, 1940 nt
Organism: Cloeon dipterum
Lineage: Eukaryota; Metazoa; Arthropoda; Insecta; Ephemeroptera; Baetidae
Exons: 6
Coding region: 164-1690 (508 amino acids)
Molecular function (GO): hydrolase activity
Source: RefSeq, a predicted model, not a curated record